AUGGGUGCUGUUGCCGUGACGACCCGGCCCCACAUCUACUACUGCCGCUCGCCCAACAUGGAGGUCUUCACCUGCUGGUGGCAUCCACUUGACAACAACUCCGAGAGUGACGACAACAUCACCUACAGCCUCACCUACUCCUUAGAGCGUGAGUGUCCAGACUAUGUAACGGGCGGCCCCAACAGUUGUCACUUUGACAGCGGCCACACGUCCAUCUGGACCAUAUACUGCAUGAACGUGAUGGCCAGGACCUCCCACGGAGUGUUCAGCUCCAAGGACCACUGUCUGGACGUGGCUGAUAUAGUGGAGACAGAGGCUCCGGUUAACUUGACCUACUCCCUGUUGAAUGAGACGGAGGAGGAAGCGGGCCGCACCGCCAUGGUGUCCUGGGUUUACCCCAAUCCCUCCCACAUCCAGUACGGUUGGAUCACCCUGGUCUUCGAGCUGCAGUACCGAAGCAUCGCCGAGCCCAACAACUGGAAGGUGAAGGGCUUGCUGAGAGAGCCUUGGCUGGAGCUGCUGGAUCUGCCGGUAGGAGAGUACAUUGUCAGGGUGAGAUGCCGUUCCCGCAACAAUGGUCUCUGGAGCAAGUGGAGCACCCCUGUCCUACUCUGUGUCCCAGCCAAAUCUACCCCCGAUAAGCUGCUGGCUCUGCUUUUGGUGACCGGUGUUGGGGUCAUGUUGUUGCUAGUCAUCGGCUUUGGAAUUAUCCUACAGGGCAAAAGGAUAAAAUCAUUCCUUCUGCCUCCAAUUCCCAAACCACGCAUCAGAGGCAUCAAUCCCCUGCUUCUGAAGAAAGGGGGCUUUGACGAGAUCAACCGUCAUUUCAUCUCCUUCCAUGGCUAUAAGCCCCCAAGCUACAGCGAGGAGGAGGUCUGGGACCCUGUCAGCAUGGACAGCAACCAAUCUCUCCAGGCUCCCCCGGGGGUCCUAGCAGUCUGGAAGGAGGAUUAUGAUAUGGCCAUCCACAACCAACUACUGGUCCAGACCACCUCCAUCCACGUCCCUUAUACACCAGUCCCCGCCUCUUACACCCCAGUCCCCGCCCCUUACUGCCAGGCUCCAGUGGAAGCCUUCCCGACUGCGUGGGAAUGGCCAACAGCAAACCCCGACCAGCCGGAGCUUCUGGCCUUCCCGGGCACUGACUACAGCAUGAUGGUGGAUCCCACCCCCGUACCGCCUCCGGACCAGCAGGCCCCGCCCCUAUCAUCCACCCAGGACUUCUACACGUGCGUGAACGUGCUGGGUGACAACGGACAAGUGCAUCUGGUGCCCUGCCUGCCCAACCACCUGAAACACAGCCCCUACGUACAGCAGGAGGAGGAGCUAGAGGAAGGAGGGCUGGAGAAGAGCAGCCAGUUAGAUGACUACCUGGCUAAGAAGAUGGAGGCAGUAGCCAACGGGAGUGCUCCGGGAGAGACAGUGGUGGAGACAGAGAGUGUGGAGCAGAGUGAAAUGGCUGUGCCUUUACUGCCUGGAAAACCUGACACACAGGGCAACAGGGUGUGA
Messenger RNA from Salvelinus namaycush (lake trout), 1509 nucleotides. Its product is annotated as prolactin receptor-like. Bases 1 to 1509 code for a protein of 502 amino acids. The transcript has 8 exons. Lineage: Eukaryota; Metazoa; Chordata; Actinopteri; Salmoniformes; Salmonidae. Gene Ontology annotation, molecular function: protein binding; cytokine receptor activity. Gene Ontology annotation, biological process: cytokine-mediated signaling pathway. Gene Ontology annotation, cellular component: external side of plasma membrane. The record is from RefSeq and is a predicted model, not a curated record.